Molecule: messenger RNA, 452 nt
Organism: Octodon degus (degu)
Lineage: Eukaryota; Metazoa; Chordata; Mammalia; Rodentia; Octodontidae
Product: cytochrome c oxidase subunit 6B2
Exons: 4
Coding region: 86-352 (88 amino acids)
Cellular component (GO): mitochondrion; respiratory chain complex IV; mitochondrial crista
Source: RefSeq, a predicted model, not a curated record
CCCAGACUCAACAGCCAGGCCACCCCGAACGCAAAGCAGCUCAUCUGAGACUCGAGGACUUCAGCCUGGACUGCUGCCUCUGCGGAUGUUGAGUGUCGAAGCCCAGAAGCCCCCCAAGGGGAAAUGGACCACGCCGCCUUUCGAUCCCCGCUUCCCCAACCAGAACCAAACCCGUAACUGUUACCAGAACUUCCUGGACUACCACCGCUGUGUCAAGGCGAUGAACCGCCGUGGCAAGAGCACGCAGCCUUGCGAAUACUAUUUCCGCGUGUACCACUCGCUGUGCCCCAUCAGCUGGGUGCAGCGAUGGAACCAGCAGAUCCAGGACGGGACAUUUGCAGGCAAAAUCUGACCGCCUAACGCGGUGCCCCCGAGAAAGCAGACCCAUGAUCUCCCUCUCCUCGGUCCUGGAGACCUUGUCGGGUCUCUAGGCGUAAAUAAAGCCAUGCAGU